UUCACAUUCGAAUCCACCUCGUUAUCCACCUCGCACCGCGCUUGCAUACUUCGCUCCCUGUCUCCGUCUUCACACAGCAAUCCUCUUCAGGCUCUACUGCAUCCGUGCAUCCACCCGUUCCCACUUCUCGACCUUGUCUGCCGUUUGCUAUUUUCCUAUUGCCAGGAGGAGCCCUCGUAUCCAAGCCCUCCCUCCCGCAACUUUAUCCACUAAACAAAAUAGUCUUGCAUUGGCUUUGGAAAAACUCCCGGUCAAUGCUGAAACGCCUCUGAAAAGGCCCCAUACAAACACACUCUUCUACUACCAUCAUCCCUCCCACCACGCAUGUCUCUAUACACCAGCGCCCGUUCCCACCUCUCUUCCUCCAACCAUCACUCCUAUGUCCGCAAACCAUCCCAGGAUUCGAAAGACAUUGAGCACAAUCUCCAUGAACUCGGUCUACUAGGUGCUCCAAGCAAGAAGCCCAAACAGCGUCCCAAAAGAUCCAAGGGUGUCGAAUUUAAGAACCCUCCGUCCGAUCGUGGUGAGGCCCCCUCCCUACCUCCAAUGCCAGACUUCUGGCCGACGCAUAACUCACACAACGUCUUGUCAGGUUACCGACCACCCUCACGGUCAUCUCACUAUUCCGACCCCACGAGGCAGAGCCACCGUCCUUCAACUUCCAAGGCAUCCUACUCCAGCAGUGAUACGUUCCCAAAGAGAGGCAUGGCGGCGGUGAUGGAUUUGGAAAAAUCAAGGACUAGGAGAGACAGGACAUUCAUUGGAGCUGAGUGUGCUGUAUGCGAAGAGCCGUUGGAGCACACAUUGCGCGGAGAAAGAAUACUACAAUUGUCAUGUGGCCAUGUUUCGCACGAAGCAUGCUUUUACGAGUACAUUCGCGAGUUUGAAUCGCAACAGUGUCCAACUUGCUGUGCCCCACUGGCCUUGGAUACGAGUAGGGGAGGUAAUGUUCUGGACUUAGAGAAGCUUAGCUCCAUUGUACGCUCCGCCGAGGCCAAUCAUGAGCAUCAGCAACAGCAUCACCAGAACAGAAGCGCACAGGCUACACCAACGCCAUGGGAUACGCAGCCUAUGUCAGACCACGGUGCGCGCAUGUCAGAUCGCAUGUCAGAAGGUGCCAUGCGUUCCAUGCCAUACGAGUACCGGAAUCAGCGCGACAGCGCCCAUGGCAGCAACACGAGUGUCCAGCGCCGUGGUACAGGGUCCUCACGCCAACAACACUACCGGAACGACAGCGGUGCAACCGCUGUCACUUCGUCUGGCGACUACGCUGAUCAGCAGUUGAAUGGAAGUACUCGUAGACAUGACUACGAUGUUCAUGCCAUGGAAAGCUCUCUUCAGAGCCCCAGAGGUCUACUGAAGAACCCAAUCCCUGCGCCCACCGUCACUGUCCGGAGCGAGUUUCCAACCAUUAGUCGUUCAAGGCAGCAGCAAAGUCUGACUUGUCUAGUGACUGUGGAAGUCGUGGAAGGAAAAUGGAGACCAGAUCCGGCGGACAUUCGUGGUGCGCCACCAAUGCCAGUUCCGAACCCGAGUGAUUACGACCGUGCAAAAUCACCGGCUCCAAGCCGUGCAACUUUCGAGGACAUGUACGAAACCCAAGAGGAGCUAGAUUCCAUCACUGAAGACCUUCAUUCCCGAGUUGAGAACUGGCACGGACUGGUAUUUUCGCGAUUUGGCAAGCUUCGACUCCAUGGACAUGUGCGAGUGGGGAAAGAUCGCCAGUCUUGGCAAGAGCUGGAAUGCUACCUAUUCUCCGAGAUGCUUAUAUGUGUCAAGGAGAAGAAGAAUCAACAGCAAUGGGAUGAGUCAGGAAACAAGAAGCCAAGAUGCACGCUGAAGGGAUCAAUAUUGAUAAAGAAACACCUCCAACAGAUCGAAUCAUCUGCAGGUGAGCAUGACGCUUCAACAGCAUCAAGGUUUCAAUUGACUGACACGUGUCUAGAAGAUCAUAUCCUUACUCUCAGCUUAUCGGUGAAUGAGCUUCCUUCGUUCCACCUCCAGUUCCAGGACCGGUCGCAGUUGGAUAUCUGGCGACGAGCUUUGACGAAUUUGAACAGCGACGUCGCACGACCGCGUCGUGUCGCUGAUUACGAGCUCGACAACUCCGGUACUGACGACGAGGAACUGCAUCGAUCCAAGAGUAAGCGCAAUUCAUCUACGCACUCGUCCUAUGGACCUCGAUCGACGGCUACUGCUCCUACCGAGUACACUAAUUCACGCCUGGGCUCAACAGACAUUCACAUGCCUCAAUCCGUUCACGUGCCUUUGGAUAUUAUCAUAGUAAUUCCCAUAUCUUCUUCGAUGGCUGGCCUGAAAAUCUCUUUGUUGCGCGACACUCUCCGAUUCCUAGUCAACAACCUCGGUGAAAGAGACAGAAUGGGUCUGGUCACUUUUGGUUCAAGUGGUGGUGGCGUACCGCUGGUUAGCAUGAUGAGCAAGUCUUGGACUGGGUGGUCUAAAAUCCUCGAUUCGAUUCGCCCUGUUGGCCAGAAGAGCUUACGCGCGGAUGUGGUAGAAGGCGCGAAUGUUGCUAUGGACCUACUGAUGCAAAGGAAAUCGGCGAAUCCUCUGUCUAGCAUUCUGCUCAUUAGUGACUCUUCUGUCUCGGAUGGGGAAAGCGUGGACUUCGUUGUUUCACGAGCAGAAGCAGCAAAGGUCGCAAUUCACUCCUUUGGUUUAGGUCUUACACACAAGCCCGACACAAUGAUCGAACUAUCUACUCGCACGAAGGCUUCCUACACGUAUGUCAAAGACUGGAUGAUGCUACGGGAAUGCGCCGCCGGCUAUCUCGGUGCACUUCAGACCACAUCACAUCAAAAUGUGAAACUGAAGCUGCGUCUACCCGAAGGGUCUCCUGCCAAGUUUGUUAAAAUCAGCGGCGCUCUGCAGAUCACGAAACGCGCCACAGGCCGCGAUGCUGAAGCGUCACUGGGCGACCUUCGCUUUGGCGACAAGCGGGACAUUCUUGUUCAAUUAGCCAUCGCUCCUGAGACUGGCUCUCCAGAACAGCUGCCUGCUGAUGCUUGGGAGACGAUAGUGUCCGGACUUGAGGCCCUAGGCGGUCCAGUCGACUCCGACGACCAGCGCAUUCUUAGUGUGGAGGAAGUCCCUCUUAUUCAGGCUGACCUGAUGUACGGUGACAUACUCCGAGAAGGUACAGUGUCCCAUCUCCCACGGCCAUCACUUCUUGCUAUAACAAUUCUGCCCGGACCAUCGCGUCCGAAGUCCACCAACCGGCCUAUGACGCCCCCAAUCCCACCACAUCCUUCUGUUGUUCAGCGUCGAAUGGAACUCCUCACUUCCGACAUGCUUACUCGCGCCCUCACUCUCGUAUCGCGUGGCCAACACGAACGUGCACACCACCUCCUGAGUGAAACUCGUAGCAUACUUAAAGGUCUCGCCAAGGGAGGCUUGCCACCGCUACCACCUCCUCCGUCCGCAGGCCUUCCUAAGCCACCCAAAGACAAAGAGGGUUCCGACAAGAGCCAAUCGCCCGUUGCGGAACCUCUUGAACGCCGCGAAUCGCCAAACCCAACGAACAUGUUCACUCCUGCUGCAGGCAUUGACGCGGCCACGAUGUUUGCCCUUGACGCCGAGCUUCAUACCAGUUUAGAGUGGAUGAACCACCCGGCGAUCUUCGGACGUGAUUCGCGCAAGGCUGUGCUACAGGCUAUUGGCGUGAUAUCCAGUCAACGCGGAUACACAUUCCGCACGCCUAGCGAAAGUCUUUGGGCAGAGCGCAUCGCGGGCAUCAAGAAGCUCUCAGAGCGUAGCCGCGAGUGGCGCGAGAGCGGUGACGAAGCACUGAUGGAGGAGUCUUGAUUGGAUGUGCGGAAACUUUCGACGACUGACGAUGAUGAUGCGA
Pseudovirgaria hyperparasitica is the source of this 3868-nucleotide messenger RNA. Its product is annotated as von Willebrand and RING finger domain-containing protein. Lineage: Eukaryota; Fungi; Ascomycota; Dothideomycetes; Acrospermales; Acrospermaceae. The transcript is spliced from 3 exons. The record is from RefSeq and is a predicted model, not a curated record. The coding region runs from base 325 to 3825 and encodes 1166 amino acids.